Messenger RNA from Dicentrarchus labrax (European seabass), 2003 nucleotides. RefSeq names its product leucine-rich repeat-containing protein 27-like. Bases 523 to 1869 code for a protein of 448 amino acids. The transcript is spliced from 11 exons. The record is from RefSeq and is a predicted model, not a curated record. Lineage: Eukaryota; Metazoa; Chordata; Actinopteri; Moronidae. Gene Ontology annotation, molecular function: protein binding.
AGUGAAUUAUUCCACAAUCUCAUUAGAAGAUGGAUGGGUGGUGCCGGCGGAUCACUGAGGGGGAAAAAGGAUUUAACACUUUGUCUUCAGUGCGCGCACACACACACACACACACACACACACACACACACACACACACACACGCUGUUGUUGCAUCACUGCACAUAUAACAUAUGAUAUAAUGAAACAAACAAACAAACAAACAAACAUCUCAGGGUUUCUGCUUUGCAUUCGCCACGUUUGACACGUGGGCUCUCGCCGUAGUUUGUGUUGACCUCGUUGCCGUGGUUACGUCGUCAAACCCGUGAGGCGGUGGCUAAAAGUUAGCCCCGAUUCAUUUUUUAAUCUCUCUCUUUCUUUUCCUCACAUAACAACAGUUUGUUUUUAAGGAGGCGCGGAGAGGCGUUCACGGGUUACGCGCACGUUUAUUGAAUAUUCCAGUUUUUUCAGACACAGGGAGAAAAAUGCCACUGCAAAAAGACACUUGAACGCCUGUGUGAACAUCUCGGCAUCUCUUCUACAAUGUCUUCACCGGAGAAGAAGAAGGAGGAGGAGGAGGAGGAGGAGGAGGUUCCUGGCCUGCAGCUUGUCUUUGGGAACAGUGUUGUCAAACCACAGACCCCCCACACUCCCCCUGAGGAUGCUGAGCCGCAGGAGCUCUCUGAAUAUUACUCAACAGAGACAUUGUGUCUGAGCAGAACUGAACUGAAACAUGUUGCACAAAGUAUUUUGAAAAACAGCAAACUAAAGUAUUUAUAUCUCGAAGGCAACCAGCUCUCCAGUAUUCCAGAUUCACUGUUCAUCAGCUUGCCCAACCUGCUGUGGCUGGACCUCAGAAAUAACCAAAUUACAUCACUCCCUGCCGAAAUUGGCUCGCACAGAUCUCUGAAAACAUUACUUCUGGAGGGAAAUCCUAUCUCAGAACUCCCACCAGAGUUGGGAAACGUGAUCACCCUCAAAGGCCUGAACCUGAGGGACUGCCCCAUCAGUUUCCCUCCGCAACACAUUGUGAACCAGGGGCUCCGGAGCAUCCUCCAGUUCCUCAGGAGUGCUAUGGCUAAGCGGCCCGUUAGCAUGAGGAAGACCCCCCCAGAGUUGCCAGUGGUGGAGAAGCUCCAGCUGUCAGAGCUGAUGGGGUCCAGUAUGGAGGAGCAGGAUGAGUCAGUGGAUGAGGACGAGCUGCAGAGAUUCAAGGAACUUAAACAGAAGAUGAUCCUGCUGGACAAAGCUGAGCUGGGCUCAGUAGCACGGGGGGAUGGAAACCCAAAGUCAUGUCGUCUUGCUAUUACCAAAAGAAAAAAGGCAACUACCAAGGCCGGCAUAAUUCCCGAGCUCCCUCUGUUUGACACUCAGCAUUGGAAGCGGCCAGAGGAAAAGAAACAGGCUGCGAUGAAAGAGCUGAAAGAGAAACAAGCUCUUCUCGAGCAGAGAAGAACAAGCCAAGAGGCUCUUCGGAAGUGGCACACACAAGCCCAAACCACACAGGAGAAGAAAAUGCCUGAGCGCAAGCAGAAGGCGCAUGAAAGACAAAGAAAACGAGAGGAAGCAGAAACCGAUUCCGAGCCCGAUGAUGAGGACAGGAGUGAUGCUCCUCGGAUUCAGAUGCCUGGCUUUUCUGUCACUGAGUGGGAGGAGGACAGAUCGGCCCGUAGGCUGGAGCGGCAGAUCUCUGCCCACGUUGAGAAGAUGCAGCAGAGACGCAGGAAUCGCAGGGGCACGACCACCGAGCAGAUGGCAGCGGCAGAGCAAGACGUGGAAGAGAUGAGGAAGUUACAGGCUCGGCUUCUGGAGAAGAAAAGAAAUCGGGGAAGAAAUUCUUUCACUAUCUUUACUGGAGACACCUGGCAGAGUUUCCUUGAGAAACAGUGACAGAGGUUAUAAUGGCAGUCACUCCAACUGAGUUUUGUGGUAUUGAAUUCACACUCAUAAUUGACUGUAAAGACUAAUCCCUUCACCACUGUAAUGCGCUUCAAAAUAAAGAUUGCAAGGCUGUUGCUGGGAAA